Messenger RNA from Pseudophryne corroboree (corroboree frog), 3045 nucleotides. RefSeq names its product coiled-coil domain containing 149 (gene CCDC149). The record is from RefSeq and is a predicted model, not a curated record. Lineage: Eukaryota; Metazoa; Chordata; Amphibia; Anura; Myobatrachidae. The transcript has 13 exons. Bases 191 to 1888 code for a protein of 565 amino acids.
GGAGAGGGAAUCCCCCCUGGCCGGGAAUCUCCGCCGCCCGCACUCUCUUAUUGGUUACCGGCUGCACCAACCCUCCCCGGGAACGUCGGCACAGAGGGACCGCGCAUGCGCUGUUCCCGAUACCCGGAGUUUGGGCUGUAGUAGGUAGGGAGAUUGCGGGGAGCUGAGGCUGGAGCAUCCCGGUAACAGCAUGAGGAGCGGAGCAGGGGGAGAUACGGAUGAUGGCCGGGACUGGGAGUUCCUUGUAUGUAAGAAAAAGCUGGAGAGCAAGAAAGAGGCUUUACUGAUCCUCUCUGCUGAGCUGGACAAAUGUCAGCAGGAACGGGACCAAUACAAGCUGAUGGCAAACCAACUGCGGGAGAGGCACCAAUCCCUGAAGAAGAACUAUCGGGAACUGAUUGAUGGAGAUCCGUCAAUCCCACCUGAGAAAAGAAAACAGGCAAACCUGGCCCAGAUGCUGGUGGAUACCCGGGAGAGGAGCAAAAAGCUGGAGCUGGAGGUGAAGGAGCUGCAGCAGAGACUGGGAGAAGUGCAGGGAGAUAAUAAGCUACUAAGAAUGACCAUCGCUAAGCAGAGGGUUGGGGAUGAGGAGGUUGGAGCUCGCCAUUUUGCACCCCACGAACGUGAAGACCUUGUGCUGCAAUUGGAGAAAGCAAGGGAGCAGAUUGAAAGUUUGGAGCACGACCUCAAGGCCUCGCUGGAUGAGCUGGAUGACGUGAAGCAGGAACGCCUGUUCUACCAGGACAAAACCGAGAGACUGAACCAGGAACUUAACCAUGUUCUAGGUGGUGACGAGAAGAGAAUCAUAGACAUUGAUGCUUUGUGCAUGGAGAACAGGUAUUUACAAGAGAGAUUGAAACAAUUGCAAGAGGAAGUUAAUCUGCAGAAAAGUAACAUCGUCAAAUACAAGAAUGCACUGGAGAAGAGGAAGAAUUCAAAGACCAACAGCAAAUCAAACAGCAGCGCCCUGACAGGGGUGCUCUCAGCGAAGCAAGUUCAGGAGUUAUUAUCGGAGGACCACGGCUGCAGUCUACCUGCAACUCCACAGUCCAUCUCUGAUCUGAAGUCUCUGGCUACAGCCCUGUUAGAAACUAUUCAUGAGAAAAACAUGGUUAUACAGCACCAGAGACAGACUAACAAAAUUCUAGGCACCAGAGUGGCUGAGUUGGAGAAGAAGCUACGGACAUUAGAGGUAUCUGGGCUAUGGAGUCUCCCAGGCCUCAGCUACAAUGUCUCAGUGGGAUUUGGGCGAGGACGGGACACCAUCUCAUUAACCGAUUCAACAGUGCCCACCACACAGAGACCAAAGUCACCGAUGAUGACAUUUACUGACGUUCCUUGCCAUAAACCUCUGACCUAUGAAGCACACAGACAACCAACUGUUGAAAUAUGUUCCAGUGAUUUGGGUAUGUUGGCCAAAAAUGAGGACACACAGCUCUUGGAGAACUCCCAAGAUCCACUUGGUAAUACUUAUGAAAACAUGUAUCUUCAUCCUUUAAUUCCUCUUCUGUGCUCGGAAAAAGGCGAGCUGGAAAAAACAGGAAAGCAGAUUGUUGAACUAACAGCAAAGCUGGAAGCUGUAGAGUUGGAGAACCACCUUGUAGGUUCUGUUGAAGGUCACACUACUGCAGGUGGACAACCUUCCCUUGAUAGUUCGGAGACUCCUCUGUCCAGUCCAGGGCUGGCUGAAGAACUAGAGGUGGAGGUUUUAUCCGCAGCCACACCAGAUGAAACGAUAGAACCUGCAGAUGACAGCUCAGAAAGCAUUGGACUCGAAAAGUACUCGGACAUUAAAGAUGACCUAUCACCAUCCUCCGAUAUAGAUGAAUCUUUAAAAAAUGUUUGCAAUUCAGAAAGUUUUCCCUCUGUGCAUGACUGUGGAUCAUGACUGCCUGCAGUCUCCAAAGAUGUGUUGUGUCUUUGUUAAAACAGAUUUUAUUUUCAAUUAUUAUAAGUUGAAGCAUCAUUCAACAUCUACAGAACACUUCAUCGGGCAGUGCAUUCUCUUUUGUCAUUCGAUGUACGAGGCUGUUUGUUAUUAUUGGUAAAAAAUGGUUAUCUUGUCUCAUUAUGUGUGACUGUAUAUGCCUGUGAAAUAUGUGGCAGUGUAUGUUUAUAGGAUCAGGAGAAAUGCUGUAAGCCUAAAACAGUUCCUUUAGCUAAUGCAGUCUUACUGAUCAGAACUCUGUAGUGAGCACAGCAUUUGCUUCAGUUAAGCAAAUGUUUCCAUGUUGGUGUCAAUAUCAUUUCUGAUCAUCCAAGUUGUUUCUUGUGCAUACAGAUGUUUUACGGGGAUCUAUAUAUUUGAGACAAUAUAGAUAUUUAUUUGCCACUUCUUGGUGUGUUCUUAAUCUUUUGGAUUAUUUUAAUAUAUUAACAUUGUAAUUCUAUGUGCAAAGUAUAAUUAAAGGCUGUAUAGUGCGGUUCAGCAACCUCAUCAUGGGAUGCGGUCAACAUCCCGCUGGACGGGAUCCCGGCGGUCGAAAUACCAACGCCGGAAUCCCGACCGCCACAAUCCCGAUAUGUUCUCCCUCCGUGGAUGUCCACGACACCCAUAGAGGGAGAAUAUAAUAGUGUGCCGAGCGUAGCGAGGCACCGUGCCCGCAGCGUGGCGAGCGAAGCGAGCCCGCAAGGGGCUGCGUUCCGCUCGCCACCCCUGUUGGGAUUGUGUGGUCGGGAUUCCGGCGUCGGUAUUUCGACCGCCGGGAUCCCGUCCAGCGGGAUUACGUACUGAUCCCCUCAUCAUAAGUGUUCUAGCUAAAAUCCUGCUAAGCCCAGUUGCUAUUCCUACAUCUUUCCCCUACUCCUUUAACCGCCAUCUCUCUCCCCUUCUCUACCUCUCUCUCCACCUCUCUAUAUCUCUCUCUCUUUCUCUCCACCUGUCUCCACUUCUUUCUUUCUUUCUUUCUCUUUCUUUCUUUCUUUCUUUCUUUCUUUCUUUCUUUCUUUCUUUCUUUCUUUCUUUCUUUUCUCCCUCUAUCUGUCUAAUUAUAUAGCUAAUAUGUUCUCUUUAAAUAAAAACUCCUCUGUCUCCCAAUGCAUAAA